GUACAAUAGCACAUCAUGGCCAGCACCAUCGAUCCAGUCCGCGAAUAUGGCCUCACGGCCGUUUUAUCAUCCGCCGAGCAGCUUUUCGAACAAGCUGGACUGAAGAAUAAGGCAACACCAUCCGCCAUUCCAGUUUCCGCUACACCCGUUCCUGAUACGCCUCUCGCACGCCGCAUCCAAGCAUAUGCUCGCGAUCACCUUCCUGCGCCUACCUUCAACCAUAGCAUGCGCGUCUACCAUUACGGACUGGCGAUCAAGAAGUACCUAUUCCCUAACUGGUCAUUCUCCGACGAAACUUGGUUUUUGACUUGCAUGCUGCAUGAUAUCGGAUCUACCCCGGACAAUCUCAGAGCUACUCGUCUCAGUUUCGAGUUUUAUGGCGGCUUCCUAGCUCUUGAUGUUCUUCAGCGAGAUCCUGAUCAUCCUGCCGGCACUGCGGGCGUGUCUCCCCAGGCUCAGGCGGAGAGCGUCGCUGAAGCCAUCAUUCGUCAUCAGGAUGAAUGCAAGGUUGGAAAUAUUAGUGAAAUAGGCCAGCUGAUUCAACUGGCGACUUUGUUCGAUAACACCGGAAGAUUCUCAGAGCUGGUCCAUCCAGAUACCUCACGCGAUGUGAUUAAGAAUCACCCUCGCCUCAAUUGGAGUGGAUGUUUCGCGUCCACUGUCCGUGAGGAAAAUACCCUCAAGCCAUGGGCGCAUACCACUACGCUUGGCGAUUUCGCUUCCAAAAUUGAGGGGAAUCCAUUGGCUGCUGAGUGGGAACGGGAGUAGAUAUUUAGCCAGGGUCAUUAUAUCCUACAUCAGACUGAUUCAUCUAUUUCUAAUCUGGAUACAACCAAUGGAGACGUUAAAUAAUAUUCCGACUCUGCCAUUCUACAUGAAGUAGAAUCUUUAGCAUUUAAUAAUCUAGAUAAAUAUAUAUAAGAGAAUUGACUUACCACUUUGUGCCGAG
This is a messenger RNA of Aspergillus wentii DTO 134E9, 949 nucleotides long. RefSeq names its product putative urea hydro-lyase/cyanamide hydratase. Bases 16 to 768 code for a protein of 250 amino acids. The transcript has 2 exons. The record is from RefSeq and is a predicted model, not a curated record. Lineage: Eukaryota; Fungi; Ascomycota; Eurotiomycetes; Eurotiales; Aspergillaceae.